Messenger RNA from Parastagonospora nodorum SN15, 99 nucleotides. RefSeq lists its product as hypothetical. Lineage: Eukaryota; Fungi; Ascomycota; Dothideomycetes; Pleosporales; Phaeosphaeriaceae. The transcript is spliced from 2 exons. The coding region runs from base 1 to 99 and encodes 32 amino acids. The record is from RefSeq and is a predicted model, not a curated record.
AUGGAGUUCCUCGGGCCCAGCGGCAAGGUUUCGGCUGAUGGCUAUAUUGAUUAUGACCUCAAGGCCCUUGAUAUUCCGGUUUCAGAGAAGUAUAAUUAG